CCUGGUCCUGUUUUUAUGAUCCUUAAUCUGAGUGGUCAGACGUACAUCGGUCCCGUGCUCAUCUCUGUCAAUCCCUUCAAGCAGAUGCCGUAUUUUGGAGAAAAAGAAAUCGAGAUGUAUCAAGGAGCUGCUCAGUAUGAGAACCCUCCUCACAUCUACGCUCUGGCUGACAACAUGUACAGAAACAUGAUGAUCGACCGCGAGAACCAGUGCGUCAUCAUCAGUGGCGAGAGCGGAGCAGGGAAGACGGUGGCGGCCAAAUAUAUUAUGGGCUACAUCUCCAGAGUGUCGGGGGGUGGAGCCAGAGUUCAGCACGUCAAAGACAUCAUCCUUCAGUCCAACCCUCUGCUCGAGGCCUUUGGCAACGCUAAGACUGUGAGGAACAACAACUCCAGCAGAUUUGGGAAAUACUUUGAGAUCCAGUUCAGCUCCGGUGGUGAACCAGACGGAGGGAAGAUCUCCAACUUCCUGCUGGAGAAGUCCCGCGUCGUCAUGAGGAAUCCUGGGGAGAGGAGUUUCCAUAUUUUUUAUCAGCUGAUAGAAGGAGCCAGUGCUGAACAGAAGAACACUCUUGGAAUCACAAGCCUGGAUUAUUACACUUACCUCAAUCAGUCUGGCUCUUACAAAGUGGACGACAUCAACGAUAAGAGUGACUUCCAGGAGACAGUGCAUGCCAUGGGUGUGAUUGGCAUCUCGGCCGAGGACCGGGCCAUGGUUCUGCAGAUCGUCGCCGGAGUCCUGCACCUGGGGAAUAUCACUUUCAGGGAAUCGGGCAACUACGCUGCAGUGGAGAGUGAAGAGUUCCUCGCCUUCCCUGCGUUUCUGCUCGGAAUCGACCAGAACCGUCUGAAGGAGAAGCUGACGAGCAGGAAGAUGGACAGCAAGUGGGGAAACGCGCUGGAGUCCAUCGACGUGACUCUGAACGUGGAGCAGGCGUGUUACACGCGUGACGCUCUCUCCAAAGCCCUGCAUUCACGUGUGUUUGACUUCCUGGUCGAGUCCAUCAACAAAGCCGUGGUGAAAGAUCAUCAGGAGUUAAAUAUCGGCGUGUUGGACAUUUAUGGAUUUGAGAUUUUCCAGAAAAAUGGAUUCGAACAGUUCUGCAUCAACUUUGUGAAUGAGAAGCUGCAGCAGAUUUUCAUCGAGCUGACGCUGAAGGCAGAGCAGGAGGAGUACGUGCAGGAGGGCAUCAAGUGGAGUCCCAUCGAGUACUUCAAUAACAAGAUCGUCUGCGAUCUCAUCGAGAGCAAAAAUCCUCCGGGCGUCAUGUGCGUCCUGGACGACGUGUGCGCCACCAUGCACGCGGUGGGAGAAGGAGCCGAUCAGACCAUGUUACAGAAGCUCCGGGUCCAGAUCAACACGCACGAGCACUUCAACAGCUGGAACCAGGGAUUCAUCAUCCACCAUUACGCUGGGAAGGUUUCCUAUGAUGCUGAGGGUUUCUGUGAGAGGAACCGUGAUGUCCUCUUUACUGACCUCAUUGAGCUGAUGCAGAGCAGUGAAAUCGCUUUCAUCAGAGCACUGUUUCCUGAAAACCUCAACGCAGAGAAGAAAGGUCGACCCACGACUGCGGGCAGCAAAAUAAAGAAACAAGCCAACGACCUGGUGAGCACGCUGAUGAAAUGCACUCCUCACUACAUCCGCUGCAUCAAACCUAAUGAAACCAAGAAGCCCAGAGACUGGGAAGAGAGUCGAGUGAAACACCAGGUGGAAUAUCUGGGUCUGAAGGAGAACAUCAGGGUGAGGCGUGCUGGUUACGCCUACCGCAGAAUCUUCAAGAAGUUCCUCAACAGAUACGCCAUCCUCACUAAAGAGUCGUGGCCGACGUGGCGAGGAGACGAGAAACAAGGCGUUCUUCAUCUGCUGCGCUCCGUCAACAUGGACCAGGACCAGUUCCAGCUCGGUCGCACCAAGAUCUUCGUUAAAGCCCCGGAGUCGCUUUUUCUGUUGGAAGAAACGAGGGAGCGAAAGUUUGACGGCUACGCUCGGACCAUCCAGAAAGCCUGGAGGAAACAUGUGGCCCGAAAGAAGUACGUCCAGAUGAGAGAGGAAGCGUCCGAUCUGCUGCUGAAUCGUAAGGAGAGGAGGCGACACAGCCUGAACAGAAACUUUGUCGGAGAUUAUCUGGGCAUGGACGACCGGCCGGAGCUGCGUCAGUUCCUGGGCAAGAGAGAAAAGAUCGACUUUGCUGACAAAGUCACAAAAUACGACCGACGGUUCAAGGCAAUAAAGAGAGACCUGAUCCUGACGCCAAAGUCCGUCUACCUUAUUGGACGAGAAAAGGUGAAACAGGGACCAGAGAAAGGACAGGUGACGGAAGUGCUGAAGAGGCAGAUCGACGUGGAGAAGAUCUUAGCGCUGUCGCUCAGCACCAUGCAGGACGACUUCAUGAUUCUGCACGAGCAGGAGUACGACAGCCUGCUGGAGUGCGUCUUUAAGACGGAGUUCAUCAGUUUACUUGCUCGCAGGUUCGAGGAGAAAACUCAGAGGAAGCUGCCGCUCAAGUUUAGUAACACACUGGAGAUGAAGCUGAAGAAGGAGAACUGGGGCUUCUUGAGUGGCGGCGGAUCACGGCAGGUCGUGUUUGUCCAGGGUCAGGGAGACCAGCCCGUGCUGAAGCCCACCAGCAAAUCACUGCAGGUCAGCGUCGGCCCGGGGCUUCCCAAGAACACGCGUCCCACCAGGAAGACGUUCACUCAGGGUCGUUCCAACGGGUCCAGAACCCACCAGAACAUCCCCUCCCGGGCUGCACCGGGGCCUCCAGUUUCUCAUCAGAAUGGAGGUCUGAAAAACAUCAACCACGCAGCAAACCAGAGAAACUCACAGCAUCACAGUCAGAGACAUCCGUCCUCCAGCAACCACACGCGGCCUUUCCUGCCCAGCAACAUCAACCAGCUGAAGGAGCGAGGAGGCAGCCGCCAGCAGCCCGACCUCGAGUGCCUCAAAGUGCCGGAUCAGGGAGCCGCGGGUAAUGGAGACAGACGACCAGCUUCAAACGGAGGAAUAGCUCACAGACCCUCAGCCAGCAGACCUGCACCCGGAGGAGGACGACCCAAACCCGCACCCAAACCCAAACCCCAGGUGCCUCAGUGCAAGGCUCUGUACGCCUACGACGCUCAGGACACGGACGAGCUGAGCUUCAACGCAGAGGACGUCAUCGACAUCAUCAAAGAAGAUUCAUCGGGAUGGUGGUCGGGACGACUGCGUGGAAAACAAGGACUUUUCCCCAACAAUUACGUCACCAAGAUCUAAGAGCUGCAGGUUUACAGCACGAGGAGCGAGAGAGCGAUGAAGAGAUGAAGAGAUGAAGAUAAAGAGAGAGCUGCAUCACUGACGAUGGGACCAAGUUCACCGUCAGAGACGUUUUCCUGAGACUCGGUCCACGUCUGCCGUGUGAUAAAUGAAUGUAACAACACCACAGGACCAAAAGACCGUCAGGCCUGGACUGAGACGAGAAGUAGGACUGUUUGACCCAGGGGCCGGUUUUCCUCCACAGUCCCACAGAGUAGUGAACAAAUCUAUUUAUUGUAUUUAUAGCCUCCUGUGUUCUCCUUCCUGUCGUUUCUAUCUCGCUGAGCUCAAACUUUUUUGAAGAGCGCUGGAAUGAAGUAUGAAGUUUGCUUAAUCUGUGGGACCAGGCUGUGAUUUUCACACGUGACAGAACUGAAGAAACUGCCAUUUUACCAGCUCUAUUUAUUGCGGUGCCUAACUGUACUCCUCAGUCAAUCGCCACACUGUGAUUAUUUUGAAUGAUUUUAAGAACCAAAGAACCAAUAUAGAUGGAAACGGUCACGUGGUAAAGUGGUGAAUCACCUGUUUGUGUUGUUUAUUGCUUUUCUAUAUCACACACAGUAUACAGUACUUCAUACACAGAGUGUGCUGUGAGCUGAGCUGUCUGUGGUGUAUUAGCACUUUAUCGGUACAGGUACUAUACGUGGACACAGAACUCGUAUCAUGCCACAGCCGGGAAGUCGACUUAAUGAAGGACAAACUGCCAAGCCUGCAAUACUGAGGGGAGAGAAAUCUGUUGUUUACAUGAGACGAUUAAAAACAGGCAUUGAAGAUCUGAUUCUGUAUAUCUGUUCAUAUUUAGGAAUAUGCCUGUUGUUGGUUAGUUUUUAAAUUAAUUUUCUUUUUUUUUUUGUAUAUUCUCUGAAGGACUUUAGUAUUUUUUCUGCUUUUGAUUCUCACAGGGCUUUCACUGCAUUUCACUAAGAUAAUAAUAGUUUUCACAGGAAAGGGUGAAUGGAUUUUUAUUGUUGUUUUAGUGGAAACACUUCACAGAAUUUGUUUCACUGCUGUCGUCGCGUUACUUAAACAUUCCUUUGUUGUUUUUUUAAUCACCUCUAAAAAGCUGGAGUGAAAAGCUGGGACUUCUGUCAUCGAUCGUCUGCGUCAUAAAUAUAGUUUGGAUCUUGGAUGGUUGAAAACCUCCUUGUGCAAUAGAAAACAGCAGAUAAGUCUUUUAAUAAAGCACGUAAUAUUGUAUAUUGAACUGCUUAUUUGUUUUAUUAAAAACAUCAAAUAAACGACAA
Solea senegalensis (Senegalese sole) is the source of this 4535-nucleotide messenger RNA. RefSeq names its product myosin IEa (gene myo1ea). Gene Ontology annotation, cellular component: actin cytoskeleton; plasma membrane; vesicle. The transcript is spliced from 27 exons. Gene Ontology annotation, molecular function: microfilament motor activity; actin filament binding; ATP binding. The record is from RefSeq and is a predicted model, not a curated record. The coding region runs from base 16 to 3252 and encodes 1078 amino acids. NCBI's taxonomy places the organism in Eukaryota, Metazoa, Chordata, Actinopteri, Pleuronectiformes, Soleidae. Gene Ontology annotation, biological process: actin filament organization; vesicle transport along actin filament.